CACAGCGAGCUGGGACCAGACGUCUGUCCUCUGCUCGUCUUCGUCAACCCGAAGAGCGGCGGUCUGAAAGGCCGAGAGCUCCUCUACAGCUUCCGGAAGCUUCUCAACCCUCAUCAGGUCUUUGACAUUUCCAACGGAGGGCCGCUGGCGGGCCUCCACACGUUCCGGGACGUUCCCAGGUUUCGGGUGCUGGUCUGCGGGGGGGACGGGACCACGGGCUGGGUCCUGGGAGUCCUGGAGGCCGUCCGGCACAAACUGGUGUGUCGAGAGCCGCCGAUCGGCAUCGUCCCGCUGGGAACAGGUCGGACGAAUACGCCUCG
Etheostoma cragini (Arkansas darter) is the source of this 320-nucleotide messenger RNA. Its product is annotated as diacylglycerol kinase theta-like. The record is from RefSeq and is a predicted model, not a curated record. The annotation marks the transcript as partial. Gene Ontology annotation, biological process: lipid phosphorylation; intracellular signal transduction; diacylglycerol metabolic process. Gene Ontology annotation, molecular function: ATP-dependent diacylglycerol kinase activity. NCBI's taxonomy places the organism in Eukaryota, Metazoa, Chordata, Actinopteri, Perciformes, Percidae. The transcript has 2 exons.